AUGGCACCCAAGGCUAAGGCUAUGAAGAAAGCGGCUGCGAAGCCGAAAGGGAAGGUGGGGAAGGUGCACGCGAAGGCUGCCGCCCCCGCGGCGAUCAAGAAGAAGAAGGCGCAAACUAUUUGCGCGAAAGAGCUGGCCCUACUGGAAGGGGCGGACGAUGAUGAUGAUGAUGAAGCUUCGCAGGAGGCGACUUUAGGACUGGGCAGCGCUAUUGGAUAAGGGGCGGGGGAGAAGGAGAGCGGCCUUCACCGUUCCUAGGCCUCCAACUCUGCCUUCCCCCGUAUUGAACUCUCUGUCACCAUGGGAAGCAUGGGCACGAGAGAACUGGCAAACAACGGGUGGGUGGGUGGGAUUUCUGAAAAAUUCAACUCCCCGGCCCCUCUUCCCCAAGGAAAAGGUCCAGCCGGUGGACCGUGCAGUAGCUUACCAGGGAUUUGCUAGCCCUUGAACCAAAACCGUCGCGUAUCGUCUCUUAGUCGAAAACGAUGCACCGGGGUGCAUCCAUAUUUCGACUCGUUCCUGCUGUUCCGUUAUCCACCCGUGCAAGCCCAUUGGAUAAGGGGCGGGGGAGAAGGAGAGCGGCCUUCACCGUUCCUAGGCCUCCAACUCUGCCUUCCCCCAAACGACGCAUCGCCGACGGCCCGGAGAACCCAUGCUCAGCUGCUGAAUCCGGGCAACAGGAGGAGGUGGAGGCCCCACUAGGUGGCCAUCACCUUCGCCACCGCCAAACGAACGGCAAUGCGCAAGGACAACGAGAAAGCACGUUUGGCGGUGGCGAAGGUGAUGGCCACCUAGUGGGGCCUCCACCUCCUCCUGUUGCCCGGAUUCAGCAGCUGAGCAUGGGUUCUCCGGGCCGUCGGCGAUGCGUCGUUUGGGGGAAGGCAGAGUUGGAGGCCUAGGAACGGUGAAGGCCGCUCUCCUUCUCCCCCGCCCCUUAUCCAAUGGGCUUGCACGGGUGGAUAACGGAACAGCAGGAACGAGUCGAAAUAUGGAUGCACCCCGGUGCAUCGUUUUCGACUAAGAGACGAUACGCGACGGUUUUGGUUCAAGGGCUAGCAAAUCCCUGGUAAGCUACUGCACGGUCCACCGGCUGGACCUUUUCCUUGGGGAAGAGGGGCCGGGGAGUUGAAUUUUUCAGAAAUCCCACCCACCCACCCGUUGUUUGCCAGUUCUCUCGUGCCCAUGCUUCCCAUGGUGACAGAGAGUUCAAUACGGGGGAAGGCAGAGUUGGAGGCCUAGGAACGGUGAAGGCCGCUCUCCUUCUCCCCCGCCCCUUAUCCAAUGGGCUUGCACGGGUGGAUAACGGAACAGCAGGAACGAGUCGAAAUUGCCAGUUUGGAUGUGGUGGUCCGGUACACGUUUGAAUGUGGCAUUAUAGUCUGCUUGUACAGCCGUUUUUUGUUUUUUGAUGAAAAACCCGGCUUGCAUGUUGGACGACCAUGGCGACGUAUAGUAGGUGAAGUACUUACAGACGGGCAACAUGAAAAAUCUGUGUGGUUGCAGAACAGGCAACAUUGCGUCGUGAGUGUAAGAAUGAAAUUAUGCAGGUCGCUCCUGCUAAGUUGAUGCGGAUUUUUACUACUGUACUAGCGCUAGGGCUAGCCUUUUGCUGUGUGUGAAGCAAAAAGCUCAUGUAUUUCAUUUUCGUUCUGUGCAGAGAAUACAGAUUUCGUUAUAUUUGGCCAGAGUAAUUCGUUUUCUGAGAAAAAAAAGAAGAUUGUUACAAAUGAAUAAGAGCAAAAGCAUGAAGAUGUCCCUCUACUUCUCGAGCUGACUUCUGCCCGUGAUGAGUUGUUGUGACAACAUUUUGCAGCUCGGAGAGAUUUCGUUUUGUCUACAACUUCGAGGGCAUUUUCUAUUUCCAUCUACGGAAAGAAGUGAGUUUACUCAGGGGAAAAAAAUGCACCCCACCGACGAGUGGGCGCAUAUAAUUAUAGCUGCUACAAAAAUCCUGGUCUCUCUGGUGGAAACGGG
Molecule: messenger RNA, 1974 nt
Organism: Amoebophrya sp. A120
Lineage: Eukaryota; Dinophyceae; Syndiniales; Amoebophryaceae
Source: the annotation of a GenBank genome assembly